Messenger RNA from Trichoderma reesei QM6a, 1845 nucleotides. RefSeq lists its product as uncharacterized. The transcript has a single exon. The record is from RefSeq and is a predicted model, not a curated record. NCBI's taxonomy places the organism in Eukaryota, Fungi, Ascomycota, Sordariomycetes, Hypocreales, Hypocreaceae. The coding region runs from base 1 to 1845 and encodes 614 amino acids. Gene Ontology annotation, molecular function: oxidoreductase activity, acting on paired donors, with incorporation or reduction of molecular oxygen; iron ion binding; heme binding.
AUGUUGGACGACCUCGGCCUCCCCAGCAUCAGCCAGCUAACCAGCCUCUGUCUCUGGGCAGCCUCCAUCGGCUCAGUGCUGCUCGGCCUCUGGUCCAGCAUCAGUCUCCUGCGCCACAUCCGCCUUGCUCAAAGCACUGGCCUCCCCUUCGUCAUCCUGCCCUUUUGGCUGCUCGGCGGCCCCUGGCAACUGGCCCAGUUCAUCGUCGUCCCAGUCCUCAAGGCUCUCCCCGAGCGACUGACCCGGAACUGGCUGCCCCUCCUCCUGUUCAACGAGUUCUGGCACAAUGGCUACGAGCCAUUUGAGCGACUCCAGGCAGACACCUUCAUGGCCGUCUCGCCAGGCGGACUCAUCCUCUACACCUGUGACCCCGACGUCAACGUCCAAUUGUUCCGCGACGCAAGCUUUGGCAAGCCAGCCGAGCUCCUGUCCAUCCUAAACGUCUAUGGGCCGACCAUCACCGGCACAGACGGCCCCGAGUCGCGGCUCUAUCGCAAGGUGACGGCGCCUUUCUUCUCGGACAAGACGCUGCGCCGCGUCUUUGCUCAGUCCGUCUCUGCAGCAAAGAUCCUUCUUGCUGCCUUGCUGCGUCCAGAUGCUCAUCGCCAGCUGCGAACGUUGUCCGCAAGGGUCUCGCUCAACACGCUGAGCCAGAUAACCUUCCACUACCAGAGUGACUCUGAUCUGACCCAGGCGUUGGCCUUUGAUGAGAAUAUUCCAGAGGGAAAGACGCUGAGCUUCAGCCAGGCUCUACAUGGGCUGUUGGAGAACCUAGGUGUCGUCUUCGUCGUGCCUCGCUGGAUAUUGCGCCUGUCGCCGUUUCGGCCUCUCCAUCAUGCGGCAGUAUGCUACUCGGAGCUUGGAUCAUAUAUGGACCAGCUGAAGCGGGCAAGGGAGGCGACGCUCUCUAAAGACCCCUCGUCUAAGUCCUCUUCGGGCGAGGACCUCCUCGAUCUGCUCAUCCAAGCGGGCACAUCUACAGAUGAGAAACAUAAGCCCGUUCUGACCAACGCUCAAAUCAUCGGCCAAAUCUUCCUCUUCAUGUUUGCAGGACACGAAGCCAACGCCAACCUCCUCGUCUCCAUCAUCCUCCUCUUGGCAUGCCAUCCCGCAAUCCAGCACACGAUGCAGCGCGACCUCGACCGUCUACUCGGCGAUACAAGCCCAGACACAUGGUCGUACGACAACAACUACAGUGCGCUCAUGCAGGGUACCGUCGGCGCGGUCAUCAACGAGGCCCUCCGCCUCUUCACCGUCAUCCCCGUCCUGCCAAAGUGCGUCCCUCCCGGCGGCCCCUGGCUCUCCAUCACCGUCAAGGGCCAGCGCCAUCCGCUGCCGCCCAACACGAUUGCGCUCGUCAACACGAGCGCAACGCAUCGGCAUCCGGAGCACUGGCCCAAGAGGAGGAGGCCGGCAGAUGUCGACUCAGACAGUCGCUCUUCCUGGUCGGAUAUCAGAAACGACCCGCGCCAACGUCCUCAUGCCGUGGCGGACUUUGAUCCGUGGAGAUGGUUGGAGGGGACAAGCGGCGAGACUACACAGACAGGCUCGACCAACUUCUUGAAGCCUCGAGCCGGGACUUUUAUCCCCUUUUCAGAUGGCAGUCGAGGAUGCCUUGGUAAGCGGUUUGCUCUGGUGGAGGUCUGUGCCAUGGUCGCAACACUGUUCAAGACACACUCUGUCGAGCUGGUGACGGAGCCUGAGCAUGGCGUUAAGGGGGAGGAGGAGGCUUGGUUGGAGGCACGUCGACGUGCUGCCCUCGCGCUUUCGGAGGGGACCAAGUUCGACACGAGUCUGCGCGUUGCGAGGACUGUGCCCAUCAGGUUUGUACCAAGAGACGAUUGA